CACCGCCAUGUAAGUACAGAGCAAACCCUUUAAGCCCUAAAAUCUCCAGAUUUUGAGGGAAUUCUCAUUACAGAAUGAGUGGAGGGUACAAUGACAUGAAGCGCUCCAAAAGGAAGAGGAAGACAAUCGAGACAACGUCGGAGGAAAAGCCGGUAGCAAAGAGAAUCGAGUCAUUGUCGGAGGAGAAGCCGGCGGCAAAGAAAAUCGAGUCAUCAACGGUAGAGAAGCCGGCGACGAAGAAAAUCGAAUCAUCAACGGUGGAGAAGCCGGCGGCAGAUACUGCGGGGCAGCAGUCUUCGAAGCAUAAGAAGAAGAAAGAAGUUGCCAUCUUUGGAAACUACAGGCAUUACUAUGGAUAUCGAGUUGGGCAGGACUUGGACGAGGAUCCUAGACUAAGGGUGAUGAAAAGGGAAUGGUUUGAAGGCAACGAAUGCCUUGAUAUUGGCUGCAAUAGUGGCUUGAUAACAAUAGCUGUUGCUAAAAAGUUUGGUUGCAAGAGCAUUCUUGGUGUUGACAUUGAUGGAGCUAGAAUUGAGGAUGCAUGUUGGACACUUAGAAAAGUUUUGAAGACAAGUAUGCCUAAAGCGACCUCCAAGGUUCCUGGUUCAGGUCAUGUAAAUUUCGGAAAUAGCUUGAAGGAUAAUGCAAGUGAAUUACCACCUAAAGAGGCACCACAAAGUGAUGGAAACUCACCUCUUUUAGAGGCAAAAGAUUUGGAUAAAAUUGUAUCGUUUCAGAAAGGAAAUUUUGUUCAGAAUUGGCAUCCACCAGCGCAUACAAGUUACCAUGCAAUCCUUUGUUUAAGUGUGACAAAGUGGAUACAUCUAAAUUGGGGUGACAAUGGAUUGUUGACCUUAUUCUGGAGAGUCUGGAAGCUUCUCAAACCGGGUGGUGUUUUCAUUUUGGAACCCCAACCAUGGAGCUCAUACGUUAACAAUCGUCAAGUAUCUGAGACAGCUUCUGUUAACUACAAAAAUAUUCAGAUACCUCCCGAGGAGUUUCAGGACAUACUUCUAGACAAGAUUGGAUUUCGACAGGUGGAGAACCUUACUGCAGGCUUAUCUGGUACGAAAUCGGGAUUCAACCGGCCUAUCUUAGCUUUCUGGAAAUGAUGGAUUGGGUUGAAGCUUCUUUGGUUUUGGUUGAUUUAUUGAGAAUCAUAAUUUUGGGUGUUGUUGAGUUAUUUGUUUUGAUAUAGCAGCAGAUUUUGAAUAGAAAUGCUUGCUAUCUAAUCAACAAAUCUUUGAGAAAACUAGGCAACGGGUUGUUUUGCUGCACUAAAGGAACCAUCCAAAGCUUCCGUUGGUUUCGCUUGCUUUGGUUGUAAUUUCUUUAGAAUGUAAUGUAAAUUAAUUUAUACUUUGAUAAUGUUGGAUAAUACAAUUUUAAUA
This is a messenger RNA of Andrographis paniculata, 1391 nucleotides long. RefSeq names its product probable RNA methyltransferase At5g51130. The record is from RefSeq and is a predicted model, not a curated record. Gene Ontology annotation, molecular function: O-methyltransferase activity; RNA methyltransferase activity; snRNA binding. Gene Ontology annotation, biological process: snRNA modification. The transcript has 8 exons. Bases 75 to 1112 code for a protein of 345 amino acids. NCBI's taxonomy places the organism in Eukaryota, Viridiplantae, Streptophyta, Magnoliopsida, Lamiales, Acanthaceae.